Molecule: messenger RNA, 2943 nt
Organism: Brassicogethes aeneus
Lineage: Eukaryota; Metazoa; Arthropoda; Insecta; Coleoptera; Nitidulidae
Source: the annotation of a GenBank genome assembly
AUGAAAUUUUUUAAAACAAAGAGUUAUGCAAAGUGGAACUUUACAGGAGGAGCAGAUUCUGAUGAAUUUUCCGAAAAAAGCAGUACUGAAAGUGAUGAAUACGAAAUAGGAGACUUUAAAGAGAAUGAGGAACCCUGGAUAGAUUUUAAAAAAUGGAAGGAGAAAAAAACUUGGAAUCUGCGAAAAAGACAGGAAUCUAAAUUGGCACAAGAUCAUGAACCAAAUUUUAGUGACGACCAAGCAAUACCUCCAACCGAGUUUGAAGAUUCGUCAAUAUCUUGGGAACCGGAUAAGAAUGAGGAUUCAGAUACUAGCAGCGAACUUCAGUCAUGUGUAUCAAAAGAAAUUCAACCUACACCAACCAUUCAAUAUAAGGGAUCAGUAAAUAAUAUGGAAAUCAAUAUUUGCCAGUCCUCCUUUAAAAACGUGACUAAGGAAAAGUCAAUUAAGAAACGUUCUUUAAAUGCCUUACCAGAAAUCACAUACCCACUUUCUCAACAUGAGAGUCUGUUUGUUCAACAGAAUGAUAAUGAGUCCUUUAGAGACCUUGGCCUAAAUUUAACUUGUGAAACUCAAAAUUCAGUACCAGUCAGAAACGAAAUUAACACAUAUGAGAGUUCUAAAAUUAAAAUUUUACAAAAUAUUGUUUUACCCCCUUCUAACAAAAGCAUUGAUCAAAAUAAAAAAGCCCUUAGUGUACCAACAAAGGAAGAGACGAAUGUUAGUGACAAAAAAGAAGCAACUACGAAGACUGAAAGAAAAAAUUUAAAUAUUCAUACUUUUGGAGUAAUAGGUGUCACAAAAAGCACAGUUGAGAUUAGCCACCGUAAGUCCAGAAUAUGGGAUAAGAGAGACAGAUGUAUUUAUUGUGAUCGUGAUUUUACAAAUUUUUCAAGACAUCUAUUUCGAAAUCACAAAGAAGAAGAAUCAGUUCGUAAAAUUAUGCAGCUUCCGAAAGGUGAUCAGAAAAGAAGGCAAAUGAUAAAUCUGUUAAGGAAGGAAGGGAACUUGUCCUUAGUGGACGAAAAUAAAAUUAGACCAGUUCAAAGAGCCACAACUAGAUAUGAACGAAGCGGGGAAAUCAGCGAAGAAGCUCAAGAGUUUUUGCCAUGUCCCUAUUGUAAGGGCAUAUAUCGCUUAAAGUCACUGCGUAAACAUUCCAAAACAUGUUUGUACAAUCCAAAAAAUGAUGAACGAUGCAAUGUUGCAAGUCUAGGUCAAAAUCUUUUAGUUUUUAAAGCAUCUCGGAAACCUUUCUUGGAUACACUAAGAUUAAAGACUGAAGUAUUUUCAAAAAUGCAUGCUGACAGAGCAUCAUUCAAUGGGAAAAAUGACCCUGUUAUUUGUCAAUACGCCGAGGAUUAUUUAAGGAAACAUAAAACACCUCACAUUCAACAUGCAGUUUCUAAUAAAGUUCGAGAGCUUGGUAGGCUCCUUAUUGCACUUCAAGAUGUAUAUGACAUAAAAUCAAUGCUGGAGGCAAUGAACACAAAACAUUAUGAUAAAGUUGUUCAUGCAGCACAUAUAAUUUCUGGCUAUGACCCCACGUCAAAGACCUUUAAGGCACCGUCUUUAGCAAUGCAUUUAAAAACAAUCCUGUUGGCUGCAUCUUUAGCAGCUAAGACGCUUUUAUUAAAGCAAAAUCCUGUUUUACCUGUACUUGAUUAUACGGAAGCUCUUAAGCCUGUGAAACAGUUUCGAUUGUUGGUAGACGAAAGAUGGAAAUUUGAUAUGGGCAGUUUGGCAUUGAAAGAUCUCAAUGAAAAACACGGGAAACAAAUUCAGAAGUUGCCGAUAACAAGUGAUGUUAUUAAAUUCAGAGAAUAUGCUGUUACCAGGGUUGGAGAUGUACAGUACAUCAAAGUUGAUUCCUAUACACAAAUCACAACUGGCGUAAAUCAAGAAGAGUGUCUAAAUGCAUUAUCUGAACAGGAAAAACUCUUAUCAAAACAUUUUAAAAGGAUAAUUACUAUUGGAAAAGGUAGCAAGUCUAUUUUGUUUCCCACAAAUGUUCAAAAGUACGUAGAUGCUCUUUUAUUUGGUAGAGAGAACAAUCAGUUAGUUCCAAAAGAAAAUCCAUUUCUUUUCGCCCUGAUUGGUAGUAAGGACAAAUGGAUAGAUGGGUCAUCAGUCCUCCGCAAAUAUGCCUUAAGCAGUGGUGCUACACAUUCAAAAACGUUAACAUCUUCACGCUUGCGAAAGCAAAUAGCCACUGUUUUACAAGUAAUAAAUUUGAAUGAGACUGAAAAAGAACAGGUGGCGUCUUUUAUGGGACACACCAAAAAAACCCACGAAGAGUUCUAUAGGUUACCACAAGAUGUCUAUCAGACGGCGAAAAUAGCUAAAUUAUUAUUAAUGAUGGAUAAGGGGGAAGGAGCUGAAUUUCAAGGAAAAACUCUUGAAGAAAUUGAUAUUCAGCUAGAAAAUUUAGAGAAAAAACGACCAUUGAAUGAAGAUAGUGAUGAGAAAUCUUAUAGUGAAGAAUGCGAACUGCAUAUUGUGACGAUAAAACAUUUAGAUGCAAUUCUCAACCCUUUUAAAAAAUUUAAUAAAGAACAAAAUGUAGAAAUUCCGGGGGAUGAAAAUAAAGAGGUGGGUGGUGGUUCUAAAUCUAAAAAGAAAAAAAUACAGGAAAAAGAAAAAAAAGAGAAACAACGUGGCACAUGGAAUAGCAAACAAAAAUCUGUAAUGAUGGAGUAUUUUAAAAAGAAUAUUAAAAAUAAGAUUACUCCCAAGAAUAACGAAUGUGAUGCAUUUCAAAAUAAAUACAGGGACAUGUUUCAAGAUAAAACUUGGUUGCAAAUUAAGGUAUUUAUUUAUAAUGUAUUAAGGAAACAAUAACUACUGUAUAUGUUUUGAUGCUUUUAAUACAUUAUUUAUUUAAUUUAUGUUUAUGAUAAUGUUUUUUUAAUAAAGAGUAUUCCAUUAAAUUUUUUCUUGCCC